AUAAAACCCUCUUCUUUCUUCUUCAUUCCCAAAAACCAAUAGUCUUGAGAAAAUGUUUUCUCUUGCAGAUAUGCCCUCAACAACAUCAGUUUUAUCAGCCUACACCGCUUUCACAGCGUUCGCGGUCCUGAUGAGGACCGUGGUGACCGAGCUCCAAGCCAUAGCCAACCAGCUCGUGCCCGAGGGGAUCCGGGACAAGGUGUUGUCCAAACUCGGAAGCCUAUUCUGCACCGUCACUUCCCGAGCGAGUUUGGUGAUUGAUGAGUACAAUGGGCUUACCUCUAACGAAAUAUUCGAGGCUUCCGAGGUUUAUUUGGGCACAAAACUCAGCCCCUCAGCAGAUAGGCUCAAGAUCUCAAAGGCAGCAGAGGAGAAAGCCCUCUCAUUCAUCAUCACCAAAGGGGAGAAAAUCACUGAUACAUUUGAAGGCAUAGAAUUCAUCUGGGAACUCAUAGUCUCUGAAUCUAAGAAGCCCGGAGGCUAUAACUAUGAUCAGGGCUCAGAAACUACAGAGCAUAGAUCAUUUGAGCUUAGCUUCAACAAGAAAUUUAGAGAAAUGGUGUUCACCUCAUACAUACCAUUUGUGCUAGAAAGAUCAAGGGCCAUAAAAGAAGAGAAAAAAACCAUAAAGCUCCACUCUCUGGGGAACUGGCAUGCAAGUGUUAACCUUGAACACCCAUCCACCUUUGAGACCCUAGCAAUAGAUAGGGAGCUGAAGAAUGAAUUGAUUGAGGAUUUGGACAGAUUUGUUCGGCGAAAAGAUUACUACAGGAGAGUUGGGAAGGCAUGGAAAAGAGGGUAUUUGUUGUAUGGACCUCCAGGGACAGGGAAAUCCAGCCUGAUAGCUGCCAUGGCCAAUUACUUGAAAUUUGACAUCUAUGACUUGGAUCUUGCGAGCCUGCAGAGCAACUUGGAACUCCAAAGCCUACUAGCCACAACCAAAAACAGAUCCAUUCUAGUGAUUGAGGAUAUUGAUUGCAGCAUUGAAUUGCAGAACAGGAAUGCUGAACAAUGGCCUCACACUCACAACCAGGGUGAUCAAAGUCAGCUAACUCUAUCCGGAUUGCUGAACUUCAUUGAUGGGCUAUGGUCAUGCUGUGGCGACGAGAGGAUCAUUGUGUUCACAACAAACUACAAGGACAAAUUGGAGCCUGCACUACUAAGGCCAGGAAGAAUGGACAUGCACAUCCACAUGUCCUAUUGCACUCCCAGUGGAUUCCGGGUUCUUGCAUCAAACUACCAUGGCCUCAAAGAUGAUCACUGCAACUUCACUGAGAUUGACAAACUUUUGGGAGAGGUGGAGGUGACACCCGCAGAGAUUGCAGAAGAGCUGAUGAAGAGUGAAGAGGCAGAUGUUGCCCUUCAAGGACUCAUCAACUUUAUGCAGCAGAAGAAGAAAACUGGUCAGGGUGAUGAGGGGAAGGUGGGAAGGGAUAUUGGAAUCUGCAGUGAGGAAAUCAAACCAAUGGUUGAGAAGAGAGUGGUGAAAAACAAGAACAAGAAGAGGAGGAAGGUAAAAAAACAGGUAGUGCGUGGAUGGGUAUCGUAGCAUCUGCAACCAUUGAUAAGUGACCUGAGCUGGCCUGGGCUGGGCUGGCAGAACUGUGCUGUACUGAUCAUGGAGGACAUAAGUGGACUACUUGACCAAGGAGGGCGGCAAGGCUGUGGACCAUGAUUUGAAAAUGGUACCCAAGUAAAGAAAUGACAGUUGUUAUAUUUAACAAAUUUUGUAUUUUUGGAGUGUUCAAAACAAAAUAAAACUACAAUGUAUCUAAAAUAAAAUUGAAUUACAUGUC
Messenger RNA from Ipomoea triloba (trilobed morning glory), 1796 nucleotides. RefSeq names its product AAA-ATPase At3g50940-like. NCBI's taxonomy places the organism in Eukaryota, Viridiplantae, Streptophyta, Magnoliopsida, Solanales, Convolvulaceae. The record is from RefSeq and is a predicted model, not a curated record. The transcript has 2 exons. Bases 53 to 1549 code for a protein of 498 amino acids. Gene Ontology annotation, molecular function: ATP hydrolysis activity; ATP binding.